AUAAUAUAAUCAACAACUACUCCAGCUUUCUCAUCGAUCACGAGCAAACCUAAAAAGAGUCUGCGCCCCUUGCUUAGAGUUACCACAGACGGACAUGGCUUCAAUGAGCAUGACAGCCUCUCUCCUUCCGAGCUCAAGCUCCAGUUUGACUAGACUUCCUUCAAGAGCUGCUCGCAGAGGUGCGAUUGUGGCCAAGGCGACCAGCGCCGACCAAGGAGACAAGGCCAGCUUGGAAAUAAUGAAGCAAGAGGGCAGCAAUGGGAGGAGGGAAUUGAUCUUUGCCGCUGCUGCCGCUGCCGCAUGCUCUGUUGCAAAUGUUGCGAUGGGCGAAGAAGAGCCUAAACGUGGGACGGCUGAAGCUAAGAAAAAAUAUGCUCCUGUUUGUGUCACAAUGCCUACUGCUAGAAUCUGUCGGAACUGAACCUUAAGUUUCUCUGUAUCUAAUGUGGAUUUGUAUGUGAGAUUCAUGUACUGAGUUGUAUGAAAACUUGCAUCUCUUUUUUAUUGGAGAAUCCUUAUUUUAUAUAUAUAAAUAUUUUCCUUUUCCUUUUCAA
Molecule: messenger RNA, 554 nt
Organism: Gossypium raimondii (Peruvian cotton)
Lineage: Eukaryota; Viridiplantae; Streptophyta; Magnoliopsida; Malvales; Malvaceae
Product: photosystem II 5 kDa protein, chloroplastic
Exons: 1
Coding region: 95-421 (108 amino acids)
Source: RefSeq, a predicted model, not a curated record